This is a messenger RNA of Bemisia tabaci, 3899 nucleotides long. RefSeq lists its product as uncharacterized. Gene Ontology annotation, molecular function: damaged DNA binding; DNA-directed DNA polymerase activity. Lineage: Eukaryota; Metazoa; Arthropoda; Insecta; Hemiptera; Aleyrodidae. Gene Ontology annotation, biological process: error-prone translesion synthesis; response to radiation. The record is from RefSeq and is a predicted model, not a curated record. Gene Ontology annotation, cellular component: site of double-strand break; replication fork; nucleus.
UGUUAAAUUCGCGCAUUUUCAAGCACUCACCUCUGAAAUGACGUCUCGAGUCGUUGCUUUAAUUGAUAUGGACUGUUUUUAUUGUCAAGUGGAAACCAGAAUGCGGCCCGAACUGCUUGGCACUCCAGUUGCUGUCGUGCAAUACAAAACAUGGAAAGGCGGAGGGAUCAUUGCUGUGAACUAUGAAGCCAGGGCAGCAGGAGUUACCAGAUUUAUGAGAGGAGAUGAGGCCAAAGCUCAGUGCCCUUCCAUCACUCUCUGCAGCGUUCCUGAAGUUAGAGGCAAAGCAGAUCUGACCAGGUAUCGGGAUGCUGGCCGAGAGGUGAUAAAAGUCUUCAGCGAGAUGUGUCAAUGCGUUGAACGAGCCAGUAUUGAUGAGGCAUUCAUUGACUUGACGGAUGUUGUGGAAAAGCGGCUCAGUCAGCCUGUGUCAGUGGGUCAGUUACCCAACACGUUUGUUGUUGGAUUCACUCCUUCAGAAGUCAACGACAAUGAGGAAGGCAAGAAAGGAGUAUCAGAAUGGUUGGAAUCUUUGUAUGACUCAGAAUUAGACGAUGUGAACACUAAAAAAUUGGCUGUAGGUGCAGUUGUGGUUGAAGAAAUGCGAGCGGCUGUGUAUGCUAAAACAGGAUUUAGAUGCUCAGCAGGAAUAGCCCAUAACAAGAUUAUAGCAAAAUUGGCUGCGGGGUUGCACAAACCAAAUCGACAGACGGUUCUUCCAAUGUCAGGUGUUCCUAUUUUAUUUAGCAAUUUGCCUGUGAAGAAAGUUCGUAAUCUGGGUGGGAAACUCGGUGUGGCCGUGGUAGAACAACUUGGAUGUCAGACAAUGGCUGAUCUUGCUCCCUUUGCCCUCAAAGAGCUGCAGAAUCGGUUUGAUGAGAAAACUGGGACAUGGCUCUAUAAUAUUGCUCGAGGAAUAGACCACGAACAGGUGGCAGCAAGACUGAUUCCCAAGUCGAUUGGUUGCUCAAAACGAUUCCCUGGUAACUCAGCGUUAGCAACCGUAGAGGAAGUUACCCAUUGGCUGAAUGAACUAUCUGCGGAAGUUUCAGAAAGGUUGAAGGAUGAUCAAAUCCUGAAUAAUCGCACCGGAAAAGUGUUAACUGUGAUGGCAGCAUUUACUGUAGAAAAGAAAUGGAAUUCAUUCACUCGAUCUGGGCCAUUACACUCCUAUGAAGAGGAUAAAAUAUCAGAAACAGCCAUGGCCCUCAUCAAGAAGUCAAAUACUGCGCCAGUUAUUUCAGGUGCCUGGGAGCCGCCACUUAUAAAUUUGGGCCUCUCUGUUGGCAAAUUCAUCGAUACUCCCUCAGGAUUCAAUAGAAUCAAACAGUUCUUUUCGAUGCCAACGACCUCGAAAAAUUUCUCAGAAGAAAACCCCAGAACUUCACUUCAUGAGAGUACUAAUAAAGAAUUAUCACAUGACAUUAAUCCAGGAAACAAAAAACAAUCACUCGCUGUUCCUCCUAGUACAGAAUCUUUACUUGAAAAUAAGAAUAAAGAAGAAGAACAAGAUAUCUUUAUGGAAGAAAGUUCAAGCAAGCUUGGAUGUGCAUCUAAAAGUGAACAGUCAGAGGAGAAGCCUAGGUCAUUCUUAGCUAAAUAUUUCAAGCGUCGCAAAGAAAAGGUCAAUGAACACAAUGAGAUCAGUAACGAAGGCAGUAAUAUUUCUAACGACUAUCUACAGAAUUGUGAAAGUAAUGAAGCAAAUUUAAUUUCUGUCUCAGAGGAUGAAAAACCGCCAACAACGUUUCAGAACAUUAGCAGCAUUCUAGGUAUUAAGAAAGCAGAAGAUAAGCCUUCAACCAGUUUUUUCCAGCCAGAUUGCAAUUCCACUGCGCUAGACUCAUCCGAUAUGAAAAACAAUUCAAGCGAUGUAAGUAACGAUGCAGAAAGCAAUGACUGUUGGCAAACUAUUAGUGAAAUUUUUCCUGACUUGGACAACAUUGACCUAGAGGUGGUGCAACUGUUACCAAAGAAUUUACAAGAUGUCAUUUUUAGUUCAGGUCGAGUUAAGAUAGAUUCUAAGAAGGACAUGCCACAUGCAAGCAAAUCUGUAAAUCCCCUUCAAAAGAAAAUUGGGAGAGGUCGCCCACCUAAGAGGGAAAAAGUUACAGACAAGACUUUAAGCCAGUAUUUUAAGUCCAGUGAACUUUCAACAACAGCAUCACUCAAAGAAGAGAAACGUCCAAAUUGUACUCUCAGUCAGUUUUUCUCAAAACAUGACACAAAAAAGGAGCACAGUGACACUGCUACAAAACAAGAAAAAAGUGACGAUGAUAUCGAUUCGAACAAUCCAAAGAUCGACCGUCACGAAACGAACGACAUUGAAAUCGAUGACAUGGGCCAGAAAGACUUCAGCAUGGAAAAAAAUGAUCAUGAAGAGGAGAGUACAGAGUCUAUUAUUUGCAGCUGCGAUAUUUUUGAGGUGGAAGAUGAAAAUGAAAAGUUGGAUAGAGAGGUGGUGAAUUAUGAAGCUGCGUCAGCAGGCCCCAGUCGUCAAAGGUUGUCUCCUGUGAUGAGCUGUGAUCAAGGUCCAUCAAUCAUGGAAGAAUCUGCCAUUGAUAUGUUCCACGAGAACAAAUCGUCACCGGCCAGUAAACUGGAGACUGAACAGGAGAAUGACUCCGAUGUGAUCAAUAAAUUAACGCCUGUGAUCUUGACAGAUAGGAUCGUUGAUUUGAGCACAAAAAAAUGCAGCCUUUGCAAUGAGGAAGUAAUGGUAGCUGGAUUAGUCGAACAUAUGGAUUUUCAUGCAGCCGUGUCAUUAGAUAAAGAAUUGAAUUCCGCGGAUGCAGCUGUAAUGCCAAUUAUCAAUAAAUCUACAAGCUCCACAACCAAUGCUAGAAUUUCAAAGCCAGGAACAGGUGGUAAAAAUUUCAACAGUAGCGGUGUUAGUACAAAACGGAAGAAAAACCAGGCAGGGAAGAGUCCAAAAAAGUCAAUGAACAUAGCUUCUUUUUUCACAGCAAGGUGACAGCAAUAAAUAGUGUACAUAUUGCAAUAUCUGAGAUUUUACUGAAAAGCUGGAUAAAGACAGUUGGUUUAGUUGAAAGUCUAUUAAAUCUUAGCAUAUCAAUAAUAUCAGAAUAGCCAGUGCCUAUACUCUCUUGGUAUUCUUUGUAUAGACUCUUUCACUGCUAGAAUUCUCUGUUCAACCAGUGUUCCUAGAUUAACUAAUUUAUCAUUAAAAUAAACAAUUAAAUAUAGUACUAUGAGAAGGCAAAUGAGCGGUUUAUCAUUGGUGCGUUUUUACAAAGCUGAUGCUGAAGAUGUGAUUUCUUUGUUAAAAAAACGGCUAAAAGUGGCAAUCUUUACUCCAGAAGUGGUCUGUUCCUGAUGUGAAAUCUUAUGUCAUGCUGACUAAACUUUAGUCUUUAGGAAAAUUGUUUACAGUUUCCUGGAUUAUUUCUGAACCAGGGAGCUUGUGUUAGGCUGUGUAUUUUAAUUUUUACCAAUUAUUAUGAUUCUUUUUCUUUUCCAAAGUUUUACGUCUCAUGACAUAUUUGUUGAUUGUUUGUGAUAAUUUUUAAGAAACAAUUGUUUUUAGCUUAAGUUUGAGUACCUAAUCGAAAUUGUGUUUGUACAUAUUUAUUUAUGAAUGUUUAUUUUAAUAAUUGUGUCGUACUAAAGUUUCUAGCGAUAUUUUAUACCCAAACGUUUUAUAUUUAAAGGUUUCCUUUUUUGAACUGAUUUUUGUAUUUUGUCAAAUCAGCCAACAAGUCUUUGAGAUCCAAUUUUUCCAAAAAUUGGUCACAAACUCUUAAAGAAUUUAUGUUCUCUUCUCUCUUCUGUAGAGAAAUUUACCUACCUAACUGCACAAACCAUUAUGACUGUACGAUUUUAUACUCCAGGUACUGAAAAACCUUUUAAAAAUCUCAAAUACAAAUUCCAAAAUUUCA